AUUUCUCUUACAGGAAAGAGCCAGUACACCUCUCGCAUAAAGUCUCUUCCCCUGAAGACCGGAGAAUGCCGUUAUUUUGACGUAUCCAGCCUAAACGAAGAACGAUAUGGUACGUUAAUAAGACUCAACUUAAGCUUGCAUGUAAAAGUCAGAACAGUCGAAGCAAAAAUGUAAGCUAAAGGUACAUUAAGAAAAUCAUAAGUGAAAUAUCCAGCUGGGGGAAACCUGAAACAGGAGUGAACUUCUCUUACGAGCAGGUUAUCCAAGGUGUAUAUAUUAAAAAGUUGAUCGCGGGGAGGCCGGUGGCCGCCUUUCUCUUGUUGAGAAGGUCUUGGUACAAAAUGAUUUUAUCUUUUUGGGGUUAUUGAUUUCUUAUAUCCAAUAGUAUUAAUACAAGUCGUUCCCAUUCACUCUCUUGUAAUGCCAAAGGAAUUAAACUCCGAUCCCUUUAUUAUGAAGCUUACUGCGGGCCUAAAUUUAUGCGAUCGAGCUUUGUACUAUGACCCUCAUCCAUGGCGUACACGUAAGCUUUAUAAUGUAAACUGAUUUGGCUUAUUUAUAAACAUUCCAUUCCCUUGGUCUGUACACCUAUUUACUUAUCUAAAUAUCGAUUCGAUUGAUAUAUUUAAUUUUUCACAAAAAUGGGAUUUUAAGUAAGUAAAUGUUUCACUCACAGGCAUCAUGUUUUAAGAUGCUUACUCAUGUCACGUCACGUCCUGUGACAGUCAUUUCUGAUAUUGGCUUUGUUUGAAAAAGUCAAUGGAUACCUCCUUAUAACACAUCCUAACAAACAAGAUGAGUAGCCACUUCCACUGAUCUACUUACCUUCUUAAUUUUAAACCGUUAAUAGUCCUUUCAUCAGGUUACAUUUCCUCCUUCAAGGUUCACAUAUCUUUACGCACAUUGUUAGGGAGGUUAAAGUUUAAAAAUUCAUUUUGGGGCAUCACACUUGAAAUUCAAAGAACAUAUCAUUUGUAUCCACUUCCUCUCUAAAUAAUCAAGGAUCUACUUACCCUCUUUUUAAUUUGAAACCUUAGUUCCUAGCAUCUGCUUACCUUUCCUCCUUUCAUAUAAUCUUACACAGGCUGUAAGAAGGGAAGUGUAAGAAUCUAUUUUGUGGCUUCACGCUUUAAACACAAAUAACGUAUCUUUUUGACCGAGCAAUGCCAGAUUAUAAUGAUAUUCAAAUUGUAGGGAAAGGAAGAGGCAUGUUCAGAGAUAAUGUAUUACAGAAACAAAGUGUUGAGAAUUUCAUUGAAACCAAUUGAAAGCUUAACAAAACCUAAAAGGAGCUUAACUUAUUUCACUCCAUUUCCUUGUCAUUUGCUACUUACAGGACUUAUCCCUGUAUAAAUUGACCUUUUGCAACCUAGAAAUCUGUCCCAAAAAUCUCCUUUGAACAACUUAGGCACAGAUUACAACAAUAGAAAAUAUAUUGUUUAUGCUGAUAGGAGAUGUUGCCGGACCCAGAGUUCAGGUUCCUUUAUUUCAUUGACUAGUAAAUGUGUGAAUGUGUAAAUAGUUAUUUAAGACAUUUUUAUUGUUUCUAUAGUAGUAGUAGUGUUAAGUUAUAACCCUUUAAUUCAGUUAAUUCUGCAAUGUGGCAAAUAAACGGUAUAUUUAUUUUUUUAUUUAUUUUUAAGUUUUGGAGGGCUAAGGGUUAAAGUUCUAAGCUUAUAGAAAAACCUGUUGGAAAUGCUUUGUGGUAUUCGAGCUCUUUGAGUUAGCCCAUUAAGCCCCAAUAUCCACAUACAAAUUCUCCAAACUGAUCUCCAUACAUUUCCUUAAAGAAUUGGUUGAGAGAAUUUGAUAAAAGACUAAAGAUUUUUCUCUUGGUGAUUAUUUUAUUAAUUCUCAUAGACUUUGCUCUUGACAAUCUAUGGAUAUUGUUAGGAGAAAAUUGAUUUUGGACACUAUUGGGGUGUAAAGGGUUAAAGGGAAGAAUCUUUCAAGAAUUUAUUUGCAAAUGUCACUUUGUUCAUUUGCCUCUGGCUGCUAAGUUUUAUAUCUAGUGGCUGUCAAGUUGGUCCUGAUUGGUUGAUAUGUUUUUUAAAUUUUCUUGAGAUUCGUUGGUCCUUCUUUCAUCUAGUACAGUCUCACAAAAAUGAAGUUCCAUCUCGUCCAUGUAAAGGACAUAAAAACUUCAUCCUUGCAUUUUGAAUAGUCCCUGAACUUUAUACUGUAGUGUAAAUAUGUUGACAGUGUAUUGAACAAAGGUAUUUUGUACUUCACUUCUUUAGGUCGUCUGCCAUUCUCAAUCAGGGUGCUACUGGAAUCUGCUGUUCGUAACUGUGAUGGUUUUCAAGUGAAGUCAAAAGAUGUUGAAAAUAUUUUGGACUGGGAGAACAACCAGAAGCAAAAUGUUGAAAUUCCUUUUAUGCCUGCCAGAGUUAUCCUGCAGGAUUUUACGUAAGUCAGGGCUCAAAAUAGCUGCUGGUCAAUGUGCAAAGAAGAUGACCAUUUGUCCGGACAAACUAAUUCUGUUGGCCCAUCCUUUUGACUGGUCAACUGAGUGCAUGUUUUUCAAAUAAAUAACUGGAAAAUUAAAUUUAUUCACAUUACUUCUGUAAAUAACCCAAAAAAGUAAAAUUAUCUGCUUGCAGUUAUCAAUAAAUUCAGAGAAUAGAGAUAAGAUGAUCCCACUUACUGGCUUUUGCAAGCCAGUAAGCUGUUUGCUAGUUUUCAUCAUUUUGACGAGUUCAAAAGCGAGCCCUCAAGAACGAGCUAAAGUUUGCUUGGCCGGUUAUUUUUUGACUAGUCGGAAAUGGUCCAACAUGAAAAGAAGCCUUAGAAUGUUGAGCUGCUAUUCGGCAUAAUUGAAGUGUACAGUAAUCAUGGCUGGCUUUAACUGCACACGUUAUAAUUCUUAAAAAAAUUCCAAGAAUUAAAGAAGUUAUAACAUUGUGCAGGAAUAUUCCUAGUUAAGAACUGGGCUCCAUCUUGUUACGUCAUCGGAUAAAAAAAUGUCCAGAUUUAACGUCUACAUGAUUUCAGAUCCAUGGCGUAUUCAUAAAUUUCAACUCUGGAGAACGGAUUAAAAAAGUUUCAGAUUCGUAUGCUGGAUUCACCAGAUACGUGUGGACGGAAUCCGAAUUCCCAAUAAAAAAGUUGCGGAUUAAUCCAGAUCCGGGUAUAUGUGGACGGGGCCUUAAAGGGAACCUCCACUUCAACAAAAAGAUAACUUUAAAUCACAGGAAAUAACUGUUACAGUCAAGUCAAUCUAAAAUAUUUUUAAAGAAAGCGUUUGUAUCCGAAAGAAAUAACUUUUAGAUUCGCCUAUUUUUGUUUUCAAAUUUUGCGGGCGUCGCCAUCUUGAAUAAUUGUGACGUGUAAUGGUUGCCCUAUUGUUAUUAAACAAAAGCUCUUUGUGUCAGAACAAUAGAGCAACCGUAACACGUCACAAUUAUUAUUCAAGAUGGUGGCGCCCGCGAAAUUUGAAAGUGAAAAUAAGCGAUUUUAAAAUUCACUUUUCCUGAUAUAAACACUUUUUUUAAGACAAAUUUCGAACAAAUUUGUUUAUCAACAUAAUUUUAUUUGAUUUAAACUUAUUCUGUAGUAAGAGUGGAGGUUCCCUUUAAAAACCAAGUUCUUACUCCCGGGUUUUUACUGUAUUAUGUGUUUGUUUUUCUUCAGGGGUGUUCCUGCUGUGGUUGACUUUGCUGCUAUGCGAGAUGCUGUUAAAAGACUUGGAGGGGAUCCAGGCAAAAUCAAUCCACUCUGUCCUGCUGAUCUUGUGAUUGACCAUUCAGUUCAAGUUGAUGUAUCAAGAAGGUAGUUGGACUAUACAGCUACUUAAAAUAAUGAAUUAUUUAAAGUGGAAGCUCUCGUAAGCUGACACCUUCGGGACGCGAAAAAGGUGUUCAUAACUGGGACUGGCUGCUAUGGGAAUGUAAAAAAAUACAGAGUUUGUAAUGGAGUUGAGAAAAAUGGCAUUUUGUGAAGGUGGCCAUAAGUAGAGCUUUCUGCUUACGAGAGUGUCCAUUGGGAGAGCUUGCACUGUUUUAGUACACUAUGAAGUUAUGUCCUAACACGAGUAGCCAGGGUUGUCAGAAAGUUUUGAAGUAGAUGGCUGAGUUGUCAAAGUAAGCGGCCAGUCCAGGGAUAUUUUAUUUAAAAAUGCCACCCGUAAAGAAAUGCCAAGCAGAGUAGCUGGCCGAUACUAACCAAGUAGGCGGCCAUUUUCACUGGCAGCCGGCUACUUCUCACAACCCUACAGUAGUUGUCUAAAUGUACUAAGAUGGACUUGAUGAGCUGGGAUCAUAAGUGGCCUGUAUAUGUCCAGUAUUGGGUCCCUUUCCCUCUGGCUCAAAUGCCUUAGGUUUGUUCUUUUGUGUGAGAGAGAUUGAAGCCAAAACAUCAGGUCUUAUGUCUUCUGGAAGAAAAGAAUGAAACAAAAGAUCAUUGUUUAUGCAAACAAUAAAAAUAUUAACAAACUUAGUGCCAAAAAAAAUGUUUUGUUUGUUGGCCUUGUAUUUCUGCAAGACAAAGCAAAUAGCAGAGGAAAAGAUCAUAUCCUAAAAAUGGAGGUGAACUUGUAGCAAAAAGAAGGUCUCCCAAAAUAAUAUUUAUUGUAUCUGCCCUUUAUGCCCCUAGUCUUCUUGUAAUGUUUUCAUUUUGUAAUGUUAGAAGUUUAUAAAACAGUUCUGAAAAGCUCUCAAGCAGUACUAUAAUAAUAUCAUGGAUGGUAAAAUUUGUUAUUUUGACUCUGGCUCACUAGUAUGUGUAAGUUUGGACUACUGAGAAAAUAUUAUAAUUUUGUCACCAGUAAGCUGCACAUUUUUUAUGUAUAAAGAUUUAGUGUUUCAAGGGUUUUAACUGUUUCAGUUAUAAAUGUUAUGUGUGGAAUGAUUAUUAUUGUAUUUCUCUUUGUUCUUACACCCUGUACUUCCACUUAAAUUCACAAGCUAAUGUCUAAUAUUAUUAACUUGAAAUGCUUACCGUAUUUACUUGAAUAAUGUACCACUUCUGAGUAAGCGCCUCCCUGGAAUAAGCACCAAUUUUUGGGACAAGAAAGUUGAUUAGCGUUGUCCCUGAAUAAGCACCAGAACCUUGAUAUAAUCAGAAUCAAAAGAUGUUAAUUCUGUUUGUUUAAUAUGGAAAAUGAUAAUACUGUAGUUACAGCAAUUCUUUAUUGCGUCCAACUUUCAAAUAAAUGCCGCCCUCAAAUAACCUUUGCCACCUUUGAAUAAGUGCUGCAUUUUUGAAAAAUUUAAUAAGUGCCAUGGUCCUUAUUUGAGUAAAUACGGUAUUACUACAGAAGACAGGAAAGAAUAUGUGGUCUUGUUCUUUCAGUCAGACUCAGUUGUUUGACCCGGGCGGCAACUGGCCCAAGAAGGACGAUCCAUGUCCAUUUCAUUUGCUACCCAUUGACUGGUGCGAUUUCACUUUUUCUUCUCUUAAUAAUGUUCAAACAUUCAUUUCUUGAGAGUUUAGUAUACAGAGUGGUGCAUGUAUACUUUAAUUGCACCUCUGGUAAUCAUUAAUUUAAUAUUGUGCCUAGCUUAUAUAUCAUAGAGAUUUUCUUGUAAGCCCAAAACAUUAUUAAUAACUUCGUGAAGUUGCCACUAAGCUGAUAUCUCUUAAACCUGUAAAUGAGUAAUAGGUUUCUCCUCAUGAACAGUUUGAACUGAUACUACCCAUUGCUUUUGUCUCUUGAAAGAUACGUGUAACUUUGUUCAUUUUAUUUAUCAAUCACACAUAUCAUAAACUGUACUUUUACUUUCUCUUAUUAAUAUCACUUCUGCUACUGGUGUUUGGACCAGGCUAAUUUAAGUUCUGUUUCAAUUCAAGAUGACAUGAGUUUUCUUAUGUUCAAGCAGCUUUCCUCAAGUUUUCAUUGAUGUGCACAUAAAUAAAUAGUAACAGUGAUUGUUUUUUUUCACCAGCUCCACAGCACUUCAGAAAAACCAGGAAAUGGAAUUCACUAGAAACAAGGAGAGGUUUCUUUUUCUGAAGGUAAGUGUUUUCUUUACCUUUUUCUGUCAAGCAGUUUGCUGAGGCAGUAUUAUUACUGGUAUGGAUGUUAUGCAAAUUUGUUCUCUGUUUUAAAUUCUCGAAUUGGUUGGGCCAAAUUAAUUGCUUUAUGUGUUGAGUCAUUGAUUGAGUUUUACUGGUAGUGAAUAUUUUUUAUUCAUUUGUAGUAGUAAACAUUCAAAAUCACAAUGUGGGAAAAUGCGCACACAAUUCUGUCACUUUAAAUACUAUGUAAACAUUCAAUUAAAAUGUCACAAAUUUGCAUAAUUUCGAAGCAACUGGUGGUUUUAAAAUUUCAUCUUAUGGAUUUCAUUACAACAUUUGCAUGCUUUUAAUCUUGGCCAGAAAUUACAAUUGUCCCAGAACUGUAUCUGAAAAAGUUUACUGCCGAACCAACCUCACUUGCUAAAAACACCUAUAGCACAUUACUAACAGUCACAAAAAGUGCAUAUGCUGAUUAGAAGUUGUUACACAAUGUGGCUGCCUCGAAGAACGAUUUUGUUUUGCCAGCACAUGGCUUUUGUUCAGACUAUUCAUUGCCAACAAGCUCAUGUCCUCUCAGUGAACUAUUUUUUGCAGAAGUUAUUGAAAGUCCUCUUACUAAUUCAGUGAAUUCAUUUUUUCUUAGUGGGGCUCAAAAGCAUUCAAGAACAUGACGAUAAUUCCACCUGGGUCAGGGAUAGUUCACCAGGUGAACCUUGAGUACCUUGGUCGCGUGGUGUUUAACAUGGAUGGUGUCUUGUACCCAGAUAGUGUUGUAGGCACAGACUCUCACACAACAAUGAUUAAUGGGCUUGGAAUUGUUGGGUGGGGUAAGUUUUGCUUUGAUUUUUAUUGUUUACUUCUAUCAGAAAGGGUGUUUUCUAUUUACAUGUAUUAUUUCAAAUCUUAUUGAAAAAGAAAAUGAAGUGAAAAAGAAGUGCAGAAACUGACCAAUUAACAAAUGACUAAGGAGCAAUCAGUGGAAUCCAUAUACUACAGUGAAAGCUCUAUGUGUGGUAGUUUCUCUUAAGAAACCAUCUCUCAACUAAAGUAUCCAAAAUUACCAAAAUUAGUUUUCCUAGUCAAAAUACUAUAUUUCUUUAAACAUUCCAUGUACAAAUUUUCCAAACUGAUCUACAUACAUUUCCUGGAUGAAUAGGUUGAGAGAAUUUGUUAAUUGAUCAAAUCCUUUUCUCUUUAGUGAUCAUUUUAUUUAUCCUUAUAACCUAUUCUCUUGAUCACCUACAUGUAGUGACGUUAUAAGAAAAUCGGUUUUGUUCCAUACAUGUAGUUGGGAACCUCUCACAAGUGGCCACCGAAUCUUGGCAAUUUGGAGUGUCGCUCAUGGUGGUUUGGAUGUAUUUAAUGUUGCAGGUGUUGGAGGAAUAGAAGCUGAAGCUGUCAUGUUAGGUCAGGCAAUAAGUAUGGUAUUGCCAAAGGUAGUGGGAUAUAAGCUGACAGGCCAAGUGAAACCAUUCAUAACAUCCACUGAUGUUGUACUUACCAUUACAAAGGUAAGUGGUACAAUGUACACUGUACUGAAGCAAGGGUGGUUGCAGGGUGCAAAGAAAGUCAUUUUUACAGUUUGCCACUCGGGCAAGCUGAAGCUAGCAUUUACUAGCCCAAACGUCGUUUCAACGAGCCCUCAAAAUUUUUUGAUUAGCAGAAUUGAUUUCACAGUUCUUCUGUAAGUUGAAUUCCUCAAUGUUUUUCCUACCGGUAACUGAAAUUUAUCAUUUUUUUACUUGUAGCAUCUUCGCCAGAUUGGUGUGGUUGGUAAAUUUGUGGAGUUUUUUGGUCCAGGUGUAACUCAUUUGUCCAUUGCUGAUAGAGCCACUAUUGCUAACAUGUGUCCUGAGUAUGGGGCAACUGUUGGCUUUUUUCCUGUGGAUGAAAAGACUCUUUUGUAUCUCAGACAAACAGGUCAGUAUGCUUCUAAAGAAACAAGGUAGUUUCUUGGUGUUGCAGAUGUGUGCAAUCACGAAAUGACGUAUUGCAACUUAUAUCACCUCGGUACAUAGCACUACAGUAUGACUUUUGAGCACUAGGUGAAAAACAUAAACUUGAGCCUGCGAUCAAUUUAAAGCUAAUAACUGGUCAGCGGAAUACCUCAUAAAAACAUGUGACCUUGAUGAGCUAACACUUGAGCCUGCAAAUAUGGUCACAUGAUUCUGGUCAGUGGAUGCCCUGUUUUGACAACUGGCAAUCGCCCAUACGAUGGAUGUCAUUUAUCAAGUUAAUUGAACUCAGGUUGCAGUUACCCAUACUAGCUAGAAAAAUGUGAAAAUGUGAAAUUUCACAUUGGUUGCCCUGUGCUGCAGACGGAUGGGUGGGCAGGUGGACGGGUGGGUGAACAGACCUACGUUCACUCGACUACCAAAAUUUCUCGGACGGAUAUAUAACCAAAUUUUCUUGCCCUUUGAAAUCUAAUCUUCUUUCUGCUUUUCUAUCAGGUCGUUCUGAAGAAACACUUGAACGCGUUGAGGCAUACAUGAAAGCUACCAAAAUGUUCCGUGACUUCUCUGACCCAAACAAUGACCCAGUGUUUUCCGAGGUAAGACAGAAAUUAUGGGGCUUUUGUCCUGCUUUGGCUUCCAAAAGUUUUUAAGUAUGUGUAAUUAUUUGUCUCAUGCUACAUGCAAUUGGACACAACAUUGUUGGCCAUCAACUCCCAACAUUGUUGGAUAAUACAUGUUGUGUCUGUUUGCACAUCCUGUUGCAUGUUGUUGCAUGUUGUUUGAAACCAGUCAAACUUUUAGCUUCAUGCAAUCGGACGCAACAAUUCUCAAUAAUGUUGCAUCUGUCUGCACAGGGCUUAACUCCUUAAGCCUUUAAGCCCCAAUAGUCACAUAAAUUCUCCAGAAUGAUCUCCAUUCAUUCCCUUGAAGAAUUUGUCAAGAGAAAUUGAUCUAAGGUCAAAGUAUCCUCCCUUUGAUGAUCAUUUCAUUAAUUCUCAGAACUGUUUCUCUGGCUAAUUUGUGUAUUAUUAGGAGAAAAUUGCUGUUGGACUCUCUUGGAGCCAGACUGCUCUUCAUGCAUUUUUCAUGCAAUGUGUUAGAACAAUUUUUUUGAAAAUCAAGGCAUUUUGUUUAAUAUCACGAUCUUUUGUAGGCAUUUUGUUUAAUAUCACGAUCUUUUGUGAUGCUUUGUAGAACGAAAUCACUCACAACCAUGUUGGUACAAAUAGUUGUACUCAGUAAAACAACACUAUUACCUGAUGAAGACCUGCAAUGUGCAGUUGAAACGUCGCGAUCAAUAUCUAAGUGACAAUCGUGAGACAAACGAUAAACAAAACCCUCUAUAUUCAUUAACCACAAUGAACAUCUUCUUUCAUGACAUCAUGAUGUUUCUUUAGAUUGUAGAGCUGGAUCUGUCUACAGUAACUCCAUCAUUAUCAGGGCCCAAAAGACCUCAUGACAGGGUGGCAGUAUCAGAUAUGAAGCAGGAUUUCAUGGACUGUUUAAACAAUAAAGUUGGAUUUAAGGGUUUUGGCAUUCCAGCUGAUAAACAGUCAUUAGAAGUUCCUUUCACCUUCGAAGGACAGGAGUACAAGUUAUCUCAUGGUGAGAACUUUAUGUGAUGCAGUGAUCAACCCCUUGACCUCCCAGAAUUUCUAAAUUUUUAAAUGCAGCAAAGGCCGUAGUAUAAUUGGCCAUAAAAAGGGGCAAUGCAACAGCGUGGUUAAAAAUCCCAACUGGUAUGAGGCGUGCCAGUUGGUGAUUUUACAAAUGUGGCCAAGGAUUUGAACUUGGGACUACCAAGAACAACUUGCGGUCAGGGUGGGACGUAAACUUGGGUCCUCCGAAUUACAAGUCCAGCGCUCUAUCCACUCGGCCACGCUGCCUCCUCACUUUGACUUUGAUUGUGGUUUACACAGAAGUUUUUCAGACAUCAGUCACUAUCACCAGUAGUCCUAUAAAUAGUCAGGACCACUUACCAAGGAAAUCAUAUUCUACUACCUGUAACAUGCAUGCAUUUUUUUUAUUUUUCCCCAAAUCAAGGUUCUGUGGUGAUAGCUGCAAUUACAAGUUGUACCAAUACUAGUAACCCAUCAGUAAUGCUCGGAGCAGGACUGUUGGCAAAGAAAGCUGUAGAAUUGGGACUGUCAGUUAAACCUUAUGUCAAGACAAGUUUAUCACCAGGUUCCGGAGUGGUCACAUAUUAUCUGCAAGAAAGUGGAGUUGUACCGAGUCUGGAACAGUUAGGGUAAGAUUAGAAUUGAAACUGCUAGAGUUCAUAAUAAAAACUAUUCUAAGUUUAAACACUAGUUUAUCUAUGAUCAAUCCCCGCUUUACAGACACGUGCUUAAUAGGCUGUUGUAGCAACCGAACAGGAACAUCAUUUGAUGAGCGUGCAGAAAGGACUAAACUCGACUUCCGGUGCCCAAUUUGCCACUCUGCCAUUGGUCAAGCCAGUUGUUUCAUUUGUGCGUGCCAUCGUCAAUUGAUGUUCCCGUUCUGUUGCACGCCUCAUUAUUAUGGACAGCUUGCUUUGUUCCUGGGGAAAUAAACCCCUUACAUUUUUCUCUAAAUUCAACCCACUUAUUUUGGAUGCCUUGUUAUUAUGGACACUUUCUAUGAUCCCAUCAGUGUCCGUAUUUAUGAGGUUUGACUGUAUUUUUGAAAUCUUUGAUGUUUCAUGUGAUUAAGAUUGUGUUUUGUCUUCAUUGCAGGUUCAAUGUUGUAGGUUAUGGCUGUAUGACAUGUAUUGGUAACUCUGGUCCUUUGUCUGAUGAAGUAUCAGAAGCUAUAGAAAAGGUUUGAGAAGUUGCUCAAUGUUUAACUUUGUGAUGUGUGCUGUAAUUGGUUUGAGUUUGAUUACUGUAGGUCAUCUAUUCAAGCUUAUUUCUUGAGGUGUGACAGACUAUGAAUUUAAUUUUACUAUAUAAGAAAAUCAUGGCGUUUGUCCAAGUACCUUCUCUUUCUAUGCUAACAAAACUUUCUUUCACUAUAUUAAAGAUUACUCCCUCCCUCUUUUAUCUGCUAAAGAAACACCUGCAUUUUUAUUUUAUUCUAUUUAAUUACCUUCGCCUAUUUUAUGAUAUAGAAAAAAAUUUGAAAAGGAUAACAAAUGUAUAAAGAAGUAAAGAAUAGUUAAUAAAUCAUCAGACAGGGAUGCCACAACAGCAGUAAGCCAAUAAAUUAUUACAGUUGUUACAGUGGCUAAAAAGUAUGCAAGAUGAAGUACAGCUACAUAUAACAUAGUACUUAUUAACUGAGAGUGAAAUGGGGACUACUCAUAGUGUAGAGAGUGAGGUCAUUAAAGAGAAAUCUCGGACUGAGGCCUUGACUUAAUGUAUUGACUGAGUGAUAGCAAGGUCAGUUCAUCAAGGCCAAGGUCUGAGAUUUCCUUGUAGUGAUUGAAUGGAUGAGUUUAUUAAGUUAUUUAUUAUAUGGCCUUUUCGUUAUGGACCCAAGACUGUGGUCAAUUAAAACCAACAACUGGUCAGCUGAUAACUUUAAAAAACAUGUCACCUCAAUGAGUUGUACGUUUGAGCCCAUGAUACAGUCAGGUGGCAUUGGUCAGCAGAUACCUUUUUGACAGCUGUCAAUUGACCAUAACAUGGAUGUCCAUUAGGAUGUCCACUAUUCAGUUAAACACAGAUUGCAUAUGCAUGAGACACCCAGCGAGUAAUGCACGAUCAUCACAAGACAACAGUCAAUCAGAGUGCGUGCACUAUUGUAGCCAUAUAAUAAGAUGCAAUAGUGAACAUGGACAGACACGAGGGCUUAGAAGAAGAUUUGAAAAGCCUGUAGAGCUCAAAAGAGAAUUUGAAAAUUAAAAUGUGGAUAACUUUCAUGUAAUAUUAAGUUUGUUUUCUUUGUUGCGUCAUUUUCUCUAGGGUGAUCUUGUGGCUGUGGGUGUGUUGUCAGGAAACAGAAAUUUUGAGGGACGUAUCCACCCUCUGACAAGAGCAAAUUAUCUUGCCUCCCCUCCCCUAGUGAUUGCUUAUGCCAUUGCAGGCACUACUCUUAUAGACUUUGAGAAAGAGCCAAUAGGUGAGUUACACCAGUUAUUACCUUCUUUGGACAGUCCGUGGUUAUUUUGAGGUCUGCAAAAGUCAGUAAAGGUUUGUUCAGCUGAAGGAGUGUGAUUUCUUGUCAUUUGUAGGUAUAUCUAAGGACGGAAAAGAGGUUUUCCUCAGAGAGAUCUGGCCAACGAGAGAAGAACUACAGGUUUGCGUUCAUACUCACUCACAUUCCCUUUAAUCCUGUCCGCCCCAAUAUCCACAUACAAAUUCUCAAGACUGAUCUUCAUGCAUUUCCUUAAAGGAUUAGUUGAGAGAAUAAGUUUGGAGAUCAAAGCUUUUUUAGGGGUUCACUUCAUUAGUUCUCGUAACCUUUUUUCUAGAUUAUGUUAUAUUGAUAUUGUUAUUGCAAAAGCCGAUGUUGGUCGCUAUUGGCACUUGAAGGAUUAAUGGAUAUCAAGGUUGGCGCAGUGGUGAGUGCACUCGCCUCCCUCCAAUGUGGCCCGGGUUAAAAUCCCGGCGUCGAACAAUUUCUUUCCUGUCUUUACAAGUCGCUUAUAAACUGUGCCACGUUUCAUGAGUGUUUUUUGCCAUUUUAAGUUUAAACCCUUGUGAUGCUUUUCUUUAGGAGGUUGAGAGGCAAUUUGUCAUUCCUGCGAUGUUCAAAGAAGUCUAUGCCAAAGUUACGGUACGUAUGAAUUCUCUUUGAUGGCAAAAAGAUCCCUAACCUCAGAUAACAUAGCAAGUUAAUAAACAGACAAAUAAAUAGAUAAAUAAAUAUCGUGGUUCAAUCAAUCAACUAAUCAUUUAGGAGCUUUCAAUCAGUAUUGUUAUGUUGUUUCUCAGUUCUGUCUACCCAGAAGUAAAUAGAUCGGUUCAUUGUCAAUAACUCUGUCGAUUGUACAUUCAUUGCCCGAAAAGUAACACAUACUUUUUUUGGCACUCAUAUAGAUAGAGUAAGCUUUUUUUUUGUUAAAAAAUCCCAGCUCAGCGAAUUAUUUUUAAGUGCUUCCACUUAGUUAGCCCUUUCCAGGUGUUUUGAUAUUUGAUUCUGCUCUCUAUUUCUUGCGGUUUACGGUCAUCUCCCCACCAACGAAAUUGCCACCACAUAAGAACUGUGCAAUAAUUGACACUGUUUACUUACCUGGGAUUGUUACUUCUUCCUCAAGCCCAAAUAUAAGUUUAGCUUCGUUAAUUGACACCUUGCGUCGAACCUCUCAUCUUUAGUUUUAUUUUUUGUGAAUAAUUGCGACUUUUUAAUACCUUGAUCAGUGUUAAUACUGCUUACUUGCAUCGUUCGAGAGGUGCGAUUUGUUGAAAAUCUAACAGCCCUUCUUAAGAUAGUUGGUUGAUAUCAUUGUAAAAUUAAAGUGAAAGAAUUCUUUUCAGAGACUUUUCCUUUCGAUAAGUAUCAAGAUAUAUAUUUUUGGUGGUGAGAUGCAUAGGUUGGUGGCGAGGUGACCGGAUACCUUUCUUGUCUCUGCCCAACACGAUGUCAACUGGAUAUUAACCUGUUUUCUGGUUGCUUUUAGACUGGAAAUCCUCGCUGGAAUUCUCUCGAGGCACCUGACAGUAUGUUGUAUCCAUGGGACGAGAACUCAACUUACAUAAAACACCCACCUUUCUUUCAAUCAAUGGUAAGGAUGAAUGGACGAAUAACGUAAUCAUUGUUACCUUUGCUUGGUUGCACUAUCAAUAAAGUUGUAACGAUUCUGGGGCAUCAAAGAGUAAAAUUUGAACUAAUAAGAAUGAUGGUGGUGAUGGUCUUGUUAUAUUUCUUGAGGGAGCAGUGUGGCAUACUACCUCCUUGUCUUUAAACGUCAACAGCCAAAACUUGAGACCAUGGGCGCUUCCCAUUUGUCAAAACUGACCGGCCAGACCAUUCUCAUCGUAAUGAGAAUUUCACUUUUUAUAAAAAAUAUCCCGCCAAAUCAGUCAAAUCCGAAAUAGCAUGCUUGAAUGAGGUGGUUUUUCUACCAAAACUCUUAGAAAAAGCGUAUUUCAUUUCAACAUAAAUGACCAUUGACAAGUGAACUUCUUUACAAAAGUUAAAUGGAAACUAAGAAGCCAAGAAUUAAACUUUUCAACUUGCCCUUGAUGAAAGCUUGGGCUUGUUUGGGUUUUACCAUUUUGUUAUAAUAAGUUGGACGCAGGUUAAACUCUUUGUUUUCAUGUACUACCACCAUAGUUAGUUGUUUGGUAUCUCUGUAAAGCUUCAGGGAACAGCUAGGAAGAGCUUAUCCAGAGACUCUUACAAAACGGUUCUUUACCGAGCAGGUAUAGUAAACAUUGCAAGCUGUAUAUAGCGGCAAGAAAACGGGAAGGAAACUCAUCUGGAAAAUAAUAUGGUUGAUCUUGUUGGAAGGUCACUAUAAGUGAUAUGUAUCUCGGCACUUGUUAACAAGAAUUGUUUGCUUACAGGUCAAGGAUUUGCCCAGCCGGGAGAGCAUCAAAGAUGCUGCUGUAUUGUUAAAUUUAGGAGAUUCCGUUACAACUGAUCAUAUAUCUCCUGCUGGCAGUAUUUCUCGCACAAGCCCUGCUGCUCGUUAUCUGGCUGGUAGAGGGUAGGAAUGUGUUCCUUUAUGUUAUAUAUAAUAACCGCGUGUUUCAGUGUCAAUUUUAUAGAAUUGUUUUGGAUCGAAAACCGAAAAGAAUUUGAAUUUAAAACAAAUGCUCUGAUUUAAGUUGUUACGUCUUGAAAUCUCGUGCCACUUUCUCAACCAAUCACGUAUUGCGUAAUCUAAUUGCAGCAUUUUCGCAUGCGUUUCCCGCGCCCUCCGCCAGUCAACAUUUGCUUGCUCUGAUUUCUGAUUGGGUUAUUUUAUUUUCUGUAUUUGCUCUGAUUGGGCAGAUUAAUCACUAAUGGCGAGACUCCGCUAAGAUACGACAGCGGCAACGCUAGUGAAAACGACGCUAAAAAGCUGACUUCACAUGCUUUCAAACUUUUUCACGAUCAUCACAUAUCCACAUUUCAUUCAGUCAUUUGAAAGUUGGGAAAUCAAACAGGUCCAGGGGUGAGGGGACCACGUCUGAACUCAGACGGAUGGAGUCAAAUUUAUGGCAUUGACGUUCGCGUUCUAAAUUUGGUCAUUUUGUGUCGUUGUUGGGCUGGGACGUCAAAGAUAUAUACAGAGAAAAGCGUAAUGCACGUGCAGAGUUGUUGUUUUGCCCGCUCUAUCCUACAUUUUUGGCGUUCCCGUUUUCCCAUCAAAUUCUCUUAACAUGGAUUAAUAAAGCAUAUAAUAGUCAGAUGUGUAUUUUAACUAUCUUACAUUUUAUCGCAGGCUCGCACCUCGUGAGUUUAAUUCUUAUGGAUCUCGCCGUGGAAAUGAUGCUGUUAUGGCCCGUGGAACGUUCGCUAAUAUAAGACUGGUGAACAAAUUCAUAGGAAAAGCUGCUCCUAAAACCCUGCACUUUCCCUCAGGAGAUACGGUACGAUGAAAGCAUACCUUGAUUCUUUCAAUCUCUUUCCCAAAGUUUGUCUUUUCUUUCCUUUGUGACCAGCCUGCUGAAAUUCUCUCGCUGCUCUUCAACCAGUCAUACGUUUCCUCGUUAUGACGCCGCCUUACAUAUGUCUAUGUGGUCCGACUUGGUUUGCUUGCUUACCUACACUUAUCAUGUACGUGCUUUGUUGUCGUUGUUUUGAGCGUUCUGAUUUGGUUUACCCGACUUAUUUAUGACUGAUUUUCUUCUACAGAUGGACGUCUUUGAUGCCGCUGAACGCUACGGGCAAGAGGGACGCCAACUCAUUAUCUUGGCCGGCAAGGAUUAUGGGUCAGGAUCGUCACGUGACUGGGCUGCUAAGGGGCCCUGGAUGCAGGUAAAUAAAAUAGUCGGCAAAUAAUACACACUCAUGGGAUACUUAAAACCCCUCACUAGUCCUGGUGAGAAACUCUCGUUCAUGGCCAUUCAAACUUAAAUCUUAAAGGGCGAAUUAUUCAGGAGUGUUUUACAACUCUCCUCGCAAAGGCAAUUGUUCAUGGUGUGGUUUCCUCCAUCAUUUUUUUCGAUAUCUCUGGUUGUACAAAAUAUUUAACAGUUAGACUACUAGUUUGAUUUUUAUGUAGUUAAUAGUCAUUUCGCCGCUUCGCGCCUCGUUGACUAUUUGACUCCCAGAAAAUGAACGAGUAAUGUAAUUGUUUUAGUAAAAAGCAGCAUGCUUCCUUCAAUCCUACCAAGUUUGGAUGACAUACGCAAAAACAGGCCUUUGUUUGCACAGCUUGAAUUCACGAAAAAACUCGUUUAAUUGUCACGACUAUAUUUGUACUUCUUAGCGUGAAAAAAAAAAAAAAGAUGAUGCCGCUUCAGUUUUUGUAUCGUUUUGUUAUGUUUUCUUUUUUUCUGGCGUAGUAUCCUAAUUACUCUAUCUACUCCUCAGAAACUUCGCAGAGACGAUUUGUUGAUUGAGUUGCCAUUGUUUUGUCCAAAUCACCGCUUCGCAACUCACCCUGUCACACAGUACUGACAGAGUGAAUACGUUAGCCAAUCAGAUUGAGGAAUUCUUGAUAUUUUGUAAUUUGGUUUCUUCUUAAUUCGUACUCUAGCAUGCCUCUCAACUCUGACUGAACAGUACGUUUAUCGGGUAAUGGGACAUCUAAGGAAGUCUAAUGGAAGCACCAUCGGGAUUCUUAUGUUGUCAGUGCAUGUUAAAGUGGGGAGGGGAGGGGGUGGGGCAUCUCAAAAAUACACGUUGUGCUUAUUAUUUUUGUGUGUCUUUCCUCUAGGGCAUCAAAGCUGUGAUAUCAGAGAGCUUUGAACGAAUUCAUCGCAGUAAUUUGGUAGGAAUGGGUAUCAUGCCCCUAGAAUAUCUUCCGGGCCAGAACGCAGAGAGCCUGGGACUGACGGGAAAAGAAAGCUACACUAUUGAAGUACCUGAAGAUCUAAAAACCGGCCAAACAGUGGAUGUGAAGGUA
Porites lobata is the source of this 16836-nucleotide messenger RNA. The record is from the annotation of a GenBank genome assembly. NCBI's taxonomy places the organism in Eukaryota, Metazoa, Cnidaria, Anthozoa, Scleractinia, Poritidae.